UGAAAUUAAGAGUUUAGCAUUCUACUAACAAAUUACGUGCUUGUUGGCUUCUUUCACUGUUUCCAACCCAUCCUUACAGCUUUAAAUCUUCAUUUUAUUGCACACAUCAAUCGACAAAAUUUAACAAUCCAUAGGCAGAAGCAAUGGCAAGAAGAGAGCGAUGCAGUGGAUGUGGGCUGUACCUGAUGGUUCCACCGGAGGCACAAACCAUUCGUUGUGCUGUGUGCCAAGCCAUUACCAAUACCAUCACCCCAUUUACAAGUAAUGCUCGGCCCAAUGGCCAUUGGAUUUAUGUCCAUGACUCAUUCCUAGGACCAGGCCGGACCAGCUAUCCUGGGUCAGGAACGUAUGGAAUUCCAUAUGUGUAUGCUCCUCAUCAGCGACCUCCGCAGCCACGACCUCCCCUAUCUUUUGUUUCAGUGCACGGAAGGAAAAGAGCACUUCUUUGCGGGGUGAAUUACCAGAGCAAGAGUUACAGGCUAGGAGGAAGUAUCAAUGAUGUCAAAUGUAUGAGGUACCUUCUUGUCGAGAAACUGGGGUUUCCAAAUGACUCUAUUCUCAUGCUCACAGAGGAAGAGACAGAUCCUUUCAAGAUCCCAACGAAACAGAAUAUCCGAAAAGCCCUGAGAUGGCUGGUCUAUGGUUGCCAGUCAGGGGACUCGUUAGUGUUUCACUUCUCUGGUCACGGCACGCGGCAGAUUGAUUAUAACCAUGAUGAGGUCGAUGGAUACGACGAAGCCUUGUGCCCUCUCGAUCAUGAGACUGAAGGGAAUAUAAUCGAUGAUGAAAUUAAUGACACCAUUGUAAGGCCACUGCCCCGAGGAGCCACACUCCUUGCAAUCAUUGAUGCUUGCUACAGCGGAACUGUUCUUGAUCUGCCUUAUGUUUGCAGGAUGAACAAGGAAGGGUUCUAUAUAUGGGAAGAUCAGAGAAACCCCUUAUUUUACAAGGGUACAAGCGGAGGAAUAGCCAUCUGUUUUAGUGCUUGUGAUGAUAAUCAAAACUCUGCAGAUACCACUGCUUUCACUGGAAACAAUACCAGGACUGGUGCCAUGACGUUCAGCUUCAUCCAAGCUGUGCAAAACGAACCUGGAUUGACGUAUGGGCGCUUGCUUAAUGCAAUGAGCAAUGCAAUUCGUGAUGUUAAAGCUGGUUUGCGCCUAACUGGUCCAAUUGCAGCUCUCAUUAACAAAGUUUUGUUUGGGACAACACAGGAGCCACAGCUAUCUACAUCAGAGAAAUUUGACAUCUACUCAAAGCAACUUGUGCUGUAGUAAUUUCUGUUCUUACAAAAUUGCCUACAAC
Molecule: messenger RNA, 1305 nt
Organism: Durio zibethinus
Lineage: Eukaryota; Viridiplantae; Streptophyta; Magnoliopsida; Malvales; Malvaceae
Source: RefSeq, a predicted model, not a curated record